UACACAAAUCACACAUAUAAAAAUAACCAAUUUCAUAAGAAUAUAUAAUUGAAUAAAUAAUACUUUUAACCAGCUAAACAAUGGUGGAUUAUAGUAAAUGGAAAGAUAUUGAAAUUUCAGACGAUGAAGAUGAUACUCAUCCAAACAUUGAUACACCAUCGUUAUUUAGAUGGCGUCAUCAAGCAAGACUUGAAAGAAUGGAAGAACGGAAACGUGAACAAGAAGAACAUGAAAGGAAAAAAUCAGAAACAUUAAGAAAGUUGAAGGAAACAGAAGAAAAACUUGCAAAAUUGAACAGUGAACAAAGUGAUUCAACAGAUUUAACUUUAUUAAAACAAGUUUUGCAAGACCUGGAACAGGAAGAAAAAAGAAUUAAAGAAAAAGAAGAGGAAAUGAAGAAGAAAGAGAAAUUAACACCUUGGAAUGUUGAUACUAUUGGUCAAGAUGGUUUUACAAAAACAAUGAUUAAUAAAAGGCCAGUACGUAAGGGAGAUGACAAUGGUUUAUCUGAUGAAGAAAAGGAAAAGAAAAUGAAAGUGUUUGUAAAAGAAAAUGAAAAGAAAUUAAAAGAAUUUGGUAUGCUAAGAAGGUAUGAUGAUAGUAAAAAAUAUUUGGCAGAUAAUCCUCAAUUAGUAUGUGAAAAUACUGCAAAUUAUUUAGUUAUUUGGUGUAUUAACUUAGAAAUAGAAGAAAAACAUGAAUUAAUGGAACAUGUUGCUCAUCAAUGCAUAUCUAUGCAAUGUAUUCUUGAAUUAUCAAAACAAUUGGAUGUUGAUCCAAGAGCUUGUGUGAGUUCAUUCUUUAGUCGUAUUCAAAAUACUGAAGUAGAAUAUAGAAGUUCUUUCGAAGAUGAAUUAAGGGCAUUUAAAGAUAGAAUACGUAAGAGAGCUGCCGAAAAAGUAGCGGAUGCUCUGAAAGAAGCUGAAGAAGAAGAGAAGAAAGCACGUUGUGGUCCCGGCGGACUUGAUCCAGUUGAAGUAUUUGAAAGUCUUCCAAAGCCUCUACAAAAAUGUUUUGAAACACAAGAUCAUGCUUUAUUGCAACAAACAUUAGCAGUGAUGCCACAAAAUGAAGCUGUAUAUCAUAUGAAACGUUGUAUUGAUAGCGGUCUUUGGUUACCAGAUACAGAAGCUAAAAAAUUGCUAGACAAAGAAGAUGAAACGCCCAAUUCUACAUAACGCAUAUCUGUAAAUUACAUGUGUUGACUUUCAUGACUC
Molecule: messenger RNA, 1217 nt
Organism: Eufriesea mexicana
Lineage: Eukaryota; Metazoa; Arthropoda; Insecta; Hymenoptera; Apidae
Gene: Cdc37
Product: cell division cycle protein 37
Exons: 5
Coding region: 81-1178 (365 amino acids)
Biological process (GO): protein folding; protein stabilization
Cellular component (GO): cytoplasm
Molecular function (GO): protein-folding chaperone binding; protein kinase binding; heat shock protein binding
Source: RefSeq, a predicted model, not a curated record